Messenger RNA from Gasterosteus aculeatus aculeatus (three-spined stickleback), 2221 nucleotides. NCBI's taxonomy places the organism in Eukaryota, Metazoa, Chordata, Actinopteri, Perciformes, Gasterosteidae. The record is from RefSeq and is a predicted model, not a curated record.
CGACAGCGGCCGAUAGGUUCCCAGUGGUUGCCAGGCAACGUUUGGUUUAGUGUAACUUAGCUAACUAUUAGACCUGUUUGAAAAAAAACAACGGGAGCUUCUUCUUUUGGGGGGAUUUUCUUGACGAAAGUAACUUUAAAGCUAUCUUAACACUUUGCUGGAAGUGUAGUUUCUCAGCCAUGUCUCUGGAAACACACGGAGUGCCUCAACUUGAGCUAGAGGCCGUUAUUGGAUUUAACGGUUACGUGUCUUCUGGUCUGAGAGUCGACCCGGACUCAGAGCACCUGAUCUACCCUCUGGGCUGCUCGGUUAUUCUGAAGAGAAUCAAAGGUGGCAAGCAGGAGAGCUUGCAUGGGCACUCCAACAACGUGUCCUGUGUUUCAGUGUCCAAAAGUGGGUCCUAUAUUGCCUCCGGAGAGGUCACCUUCCUGGGCUUCAAGGCUGUGAUUAUCAUCUGGGACUACGCACAGCGAAGUAUCUACGCCAAGCUGCAACUCCACAAGGCGAAGAUAGAAGCACUCGCCUUCUCCCCCAACGACAAGUACCUGGUAUCCCUCGGCGGUCAGGACGAUGGCAGGAUAGUGGUGUGGAAUAUUGAGACCAAGCAGGCCAUCUGUGGAAGCGCGGCUUCACCCGGGAUGGCCGGGGACUGCCUCACUGUGCAGUACUCAAACACAGACGACAACGUCUUUGUUUCUGCCGGGAGCGGAACAUUGAGAGUCUGGGAGCUGGACCGCGCCAACUGUAGAAUCCAGCCCACAGAGUGUCAGACAGGGAGGCUGAAGAGGAUUGUGAAAUGUGUACAGAUCUCAGAGGACGAUCAGUUUAUUUUCUGUGGCACCACCAGUGGAGACAUAAUGGAAAUCAACCUCAAGAUGGGGCGCCUGACCAACUGUGGUCCAACUGAAGGAAAAUACAGCAUGGGUGUCAAUGUCCUCAGGAUUCUGCAGUGUGGGGAUCUGCUCGUGGGUUCUGGAUCCGGGAUCCUCACUCUUUGUUCCGGGACUAACUUCAAAACUCUUAAGUGAGUCCCGCUGGAAAAGGGUGUCACCUCCCUCGCUAUUGGAGGAGAGGGCAAGCAGUUCCUCGUCGGGACGGAGGCCGCCCAGAUGUACCGCUUUGGUUGUGACUUUCGAAAGGAACUCAUUUCCACCAGCCACAACAGCGCCGUGAAGGACGGACUCAUAUGUUUUGGAACAUCUGAGUUGUUUGCAACCUGCUCUGACGACAUCCGGUUGUGGCACAGAGACAAUGAGCGGCUGCGCAUCAUCGUGCCCAACAUGACCUGCAACUCCCUGGACAUCAUGCUCGACGGACACAGCAUCAUCAGCGGGUGGAACGACGGCAAGAUCCGCGUGUUCGCGCCGGAAAGCGGCCGGCUCAUGCUUAUCAUUCACGACGCUCACCAGAGGGGCGUGACAGCCAUCGCUGGCACCAGGGACUGCAAGAGGAUCGUCAGCGGAGGCGGGGAUGGACAGGUCCGCAUUUGGGAGCUGCUUCCGCACGGCCACCGGCUAGUGGAGACCAUGAAAGCGCACACAGCCACCAUCAAUUGUAUCAAGAUCAAGAGUGACAGCAAACAGUGCGUCACUGCCAGCGCUGAUGGUGCCUGCAUCAUCUGGGACCUCGUGCGGUUCUUGAGUCUUCAAAUGGUGAUGACCAACACACGGCUCCGAGAUGUGUGCUACCACCCGGAGGAGUACCAGAUCAUCACCAGCGGGAGUGACAGAAAGGUGGCCUACUGGGACGUGUUUGAUGGGACCUUAAUCAGAGAGCUGGAGGGCUCGAAGUUCGGGUCCAUCAACGGCAUGCACAUCUCGCAGGACGGCAAGCACUUUGUGACAGGCGGAGAUGACAAGCUGGUAAAGGUGUGGGACUACAUGGCAGGUACGGUCACACACGUGGGAAUAGCUCACGGUGCCAGCAUCACCAGAGUCAAGAUCUGCUCCAAUAACCGCACCAUAAUCAGCACCAGCGCAGACGGAGCCAUCCUCCGGUGGAGGUUUCCUCAUCCUUCUCCCUCUUAAUUUGUGGAACACCACAUGUGAACUGCCCGGUGCGACUUCUACUCCAGGAACUCCACAUUCACACCCAAAUGUAUCUGACGUUCUUCCUUAAUCUAUUCUCUUAACAAUUGUUAUGAGAGUUCAACAGUCUUACAUGAAAAUAGUUAGUUAAUACUAGGACCAAAAAGGAAAUAAAUGCAUUUCAUUAAGCAUCA